CGCAGCUUGGCUAUGGAAGGCUCCAAUGGCUUUGGGAUCGACUCCAUCCUCUCCCACCGUGCGGGCAGCCCCGCCCUUCCCAAGGGGGACCCCUUGCUUGGGGACUGCCGAUCGCCCCUGGAGCUGAGUCCGCGCUCCGAGAGCAGCAGCGACUGCUCUUCACCGGCCUCUCCAGGAAGGGACUGCCUGGAGACGGGCGCCCCGCGGCCUGGCGGGGCAUCGGGCCCAGGUUUGGACUCCCACCUGCAGCCCGGGCAGCUCUCGGCCCCAGCCCAGUCGCGCACAGUGACCUCCUCCUUUCUGAUCAGGGACAUCCUUGCCGACUGCAAGCCACUGGCAGCCUGCGCGCCCUACUCUAGCAGCGGGCAGCCGGCAGCCCCCGAGCCAGGGGGCCGUCUCACGGCCAAGGCCGGGGAGGACUUUAGAGACAAGCUGGACAAAAGUGGCAGCAACGCCUCGUCAGACUCUGAGUAUAAAGUGAAGGAGGAGGGCGACCGCGAGAUCUCCAGCUCGCGGGACAGUCCCCCGGUGCGCCUGAAGAAGCCACGCAAGGCGCGCACCGCCUUCACCGACCAUCAGCUGGCGCAGCUGGAGCGCAGCUUCGAGCGGCAAAAGUACCUGAGCGUGCAGGACCGCAUGGAGCUCGCCGCCUCGCUCAACCUCACCGACACGCAGGUCAAGACCUGGUACCAGAACCGCAGGACCAAGUGGAAGCGACAGACGGCCGUCGGGCUGGAGCUGCUGGCGGAGGCCGGCAACUACUCGGCGCUCCAGCGGAUGUUCCCGUCGCCUUAUUUCUACCCGCAGAGUCUCGUUUCCAACCUGGACCCCGGCGCCGCGCUGUACCUGUACCGCGGGCCCAGCGCGCCACCGCCCGCCCUGCAGCGGCCCCUGGUGCCCCGCAUCCUCAUCCACGGACUCCAGGGCGCCAGCGAGCCGCCCCCGCCGCUGCCCCCGCUGGCCGGUGUCCUGCCGCGCGCCGCGCAGCCCCGGUGA
Pteronotus mesoamericanus is the source of this 996-nucleotide messenger RNA. It is a transcript of the gene BARHL1, whose product is annotated as BarH like homeobox 1. Bases 13 to 996 code for a protein of 327 amino acids. The record is from RefSeq and is a predicted model, not a curated record. Gene Ontology annotation, molecular function: DNA-binding transcription factor activity, RNA polymerase II-specific; DNA binding. Gene Ontology annotation, biological process: regulation of DNA-templated transcription. The transcript has 3 exons. Lineage: Eukaryota; Metazoa; Chordata; Mammalia; Chiroptera; Mormoopidae.